AUGUCGUGGUUCAAGUGGGUAAGGAAUCAGUUGGUUUUUCUUGUUCUCAGUGCUUCUGCAGAGGUCUCCAUCCUGUCCGUCGCCGCACUUAAUCCAUCGUGGUUUACUGUGUCGCCUGUGUCCUACGAAAUCAAUCUGGGCUGUUUGACGGUUUCCAUCCUGCGUGAUGCUACCCAGCGCACUCGAUCUAGCAGGCCAAGUCAUUACAUCACACUAAGGGACGACGUGUAUAAGCACAACACAGACGAGAACUCUGAGGAUAACCUAGACCGACCUUCGUCAAAGAGCCUGGAAGAUAAGUUGGCUCUUCUCUGCCAGCUUGAAGUGAGAAUAGCAAGUUUCUGGCCAGACGGACAAACUCGUUCGUCAAACAACCCAAAGAUACCUGUCCUGAUAGCGCUGGUCAAGGACAUAAUGAGGCGAGAGGAGAUAAACGAAGUGGGGAAAUCUCCUGACCUUAUCAGGGUUUUGGAAGCAUUGAAACUUGGUUCGCUAGCCAGAAAUGCACGUACUAUCAUGUCCUGCAGCACCAAGAACAAGUCGGAAAUGGCAUCCAGAAGGCCGCGUACCAAUCUUGCACCACACCACAUGGUGUCCUCAAGCUUCCCACUUUCCCCCUUCCAAGCCUACUUGAUGGACGCCCCAGAAUCAUCAAUGUUUACACCGAUUGAGUUCGACCCCGACGAUCACUCUAGUCUCAGACAGCGGGGGAUACCUGCUCAACUCGGUUCAUCACGUUUUAACCCAUAUGCACGCAGCACGCCUAGCUCAAGGCCUUCUACAUCGCUAGCGUCAGCAAGCGUAAUAGAUGAUGCCGAUAGCGCUCGUUGCAUCACAGACUUGCCAGAAGCUCCACAGCCUAAGUGUAGCAGGAAGGAUUAUAGUAAAACACAGCAACGAGCCAUCGAAUGGGCGAAAUUGCGCCUCGUUAUGGACGGUGCAACUACCGGCUGGAUCAGGAACAGCACCAGAGACGAGAAGGCCAAGAUGGAGGUGCGCGUUAGGGAGAUCAUUUUUCAUGCCAGUGUAAAGUUCGGUUGUGUCCAAGCCCUAACGCAGGACCGUAGACGGCUCGCAAAAAUCGGCGAAGAAUUUGCGAACCUGCACAAGCUUGAACCGCCGUCAAAGCGGUCCGAGGAGGAACGCCAGAUUUUUAUGAACAAUCGAAGGGCAGUCAUCUACGAUGCAAAUCAGCCUUUCGAAUACUAUCUACAUGGUAUAGAGGAGACUGAGACGUCUACCAAUGUCCUGGUCUUCUCAGAUCAAGCUGUCGAAAAUACUCAUAUCAGGCACUGGUAUCAGAGCAAGAAAUCGCCACUUUGUGACGAAGAAAUGAGGUCCUCGAUUGAUACGACGCCCCUUGACAUGUACGCGGAGUCAGCGGCAGGA
This is a messenger RNA of Suillus fuscotomentosus, 1389 nucleotides long. RefSeq lists its product as uncharacterized. The transcript is spliced from 8 exons. NCBI's taxonomy places the organism in Eukaryota, Fungi, Basidiomycota, Agaricomycetes, Boletales, Suillaceae. The record is from RefSeq and is a predicted model, not a curated record. The annotation marks the transcript as partial.